Messenger RNA from Alosa alosa (allis shad), 3058 nucleotides. RefSeq names its product CD164 molecule, sialomucin (gene cd164). The record is from RefSeq and is a predicted model, not a curated record. Bases 129 to 695 code for a protein of 188 amino acids. Gene Ontology annotation, cellular component: cytoplasmic vesicle. Lineage: Eukaryota; Metazoa; Chordata; Actinopteri; Clupeiformes; Clupeidae. The transcript has 6 exons.
ACUCGAGGAAAGCAGGAAGUGGUAAAAAGGAGUCACCAGAGUCACCUAUUACUGAAAUCCCGCAUCCAGCACAAAACACUUUGUCAGUACCACCAGCGCUCUAAAAGGAGAGGAAAGGAACCGAAAAAAUGUACUGGAGACUUUUUCAUGUGACAUUAUUUCUUGUCGUCUUCGCAGGAACGACAUACGCGCAAUCUGAAUGUUCCACAAUACUGAUGUGUGACGAGUGCUAUAACGCCAGUAAAGACUGCAGCUGGCUGGAGUGCGGAGAAGCAAAACCCCAGUGUGUGAACGAGACGACCACCAACACCACCAACUGCUUAAAUGCUACUUGUGCAGCCUCAGCACCAACAGGUGUGGCCACGACCCCCGCCUCCCUCCCCACUGCUGAGCCCACUGCCGAGCCCACUGCCACUAACAUCACCAACUCUACUGUCGAGCCCACCUCAGAAUCUAUGAACACAACAACAGCACACCCUCCUGCCCCCACCACCCACGACUCCAACACCACAGUCCCCAGCUCUGCAGCCUCCAACGUAACCGUGACAACCGUGGCUCCGUCCCCCUCCAAGUCGUCGACGUUUGACGCGGCCAGCUUCAUCGGGGGCAUCGUGCUGGUGGUGGGCCUGCAGGCGGUCAUCUUCUUCGUCUACAAGUUUUGCAAGUCCAAGGACCGCAACUACCACACCUUGUAAAACACACACACACACAUAAAGAGACACACACAAACGCGUCCGCUGCGUAGAGGCAUCACACUGGACACACACACACACACACACACACACACGCUCAUGGCCCCUCAUUUUUAGAGUCACAAACACAAACAUACACACACAUAGAUUGCAAAUCCUGACUAUAUAGGCCUAAAUAGAUAAAAGCCAUGUGCAUGUGUGCUCCAUGCAACAUCACCCUCCCAAAUAAUGACAUCCUAAUGAUAUCUGAGACUCCUUCAUGGUCUUGGGCAAAUAAAGACAUAUGCAUGAAUCUUGAAUAUUUACAUAUACACACACACACACACACACACACACACCCACAUUUUCCAAGACAAAUGCCUUUAUUUUGAACACGUAAGAUGCAAACACAUAAAAAAAAAAACCUGAAAGCAAUUAUGUCUCAUCAGCGUUCGAUCACAGACCUGUGUCUGUACUGAGGGUGUGUGUGUGUGUGUGUGUUUGUUUGUUUGUGUGUGUUAUCCCUGACCUCCAGAGGCCUGCCAAGGGCAAUCUGUUUGGCAGAGCAGAGGCCAAAUCAGCCGGGAGCUGCAAGUGCUUUUUAUUUUUUUUCUCUCCCCUCACCUUUGGAGGUUUUUUGGCGCGUCUACCAUGUCCACUGACAGCUAACUGAAAUAGCCAUGCUGUAAAAUGCCCCGCUCACAUUUACGCCCCCCCCCCCCCCCACUCACCCCAAGCUCCCUUCCCACUCUGUGGUCAUUGCCAUUAAAUAGCGCGGGGGGGGGGCACGAUCGUGUUGACACCACUAGGACAGGCUCCCUCUGCUGCUAAUUUGUAAUUGAUGAAACGUGUGUGUCCUGUGAGGUUCUCGUAUCUCAACGGCCCUCUUUCAAGUCAGAUCAAGUGUCUGCAUCUCUCACAUUAUGAAAGCAGGACUUGGAUAUUUUAAACCAUAAACCGCCCAAUGAUCAUCUAACACACACUUGCGUCUAUCCAUUACUAUUUAGCAGCAAGCAGGUGAAGCAUAGUGUGGGUUUCCAAGAAGCUUAUUGGUUGGUUUGCCAACAGCGUUUGCAGGUGUGCAGUUUAAAUCCGCUAUGCUAAUGUGUGAGGUCAGCUAUUGAGUAAUGCAGUACAAGCCACUGCAAUAACAGGUAAAGACCUCUGUUGGCAGUUGGGCUCAGUAACUUGUGCUUGCAAGAAAAUGGUGAUUUAUCAAGAUCCCACAUCACCACAAUGAGAUAUGUGUUUUCAGAUGGUGUGUUUAGUUUGUUAGAUUUGCCGAUAUAUGUGUGUGCGUGCGUGUGCGUGUCUGUGUCCGACGCAGUCGUGGGAUAAAACGUUUGUCUUUUGGGAAGCCAAAAGAGGAAGCCAUGGCAGACGAAGUGCCUUCAGUGUUGACUCAAUCAAGAGGCGUCUGAGACGAAGAGGGGCCGUAGUCUUCCUCCUCACUCAAGAGCUUUGAAUGUGUUAUGAGUGUGACUGCGGAAUCCUGACGUGUGUGUGUGUGUAUGGAUUUGAUGUUGAAGGAAAUGGAUGCUCCAGCUGGACUGAUUGCUUUAAUAACUAUAAGUCGUAGUCAGUGAAGAUUUGAUGUUGAUGCUUAAUUGAUUAACUUGUGUGUCAGAGGGGAAAUCAUCUUUGUAUUUCUGCUUUGUAAGAAUGACACUUAAGCGUUUUACAGGCCUUUGAGCUUUUUGACUGCUGUCAUGGAUUGAGCAUGCUUGUAAGCGUGAGUAUUUUGGCAGUGAAGAGACCCUUAUUUUGAGACCCUUAUGACUCUAGCCUUAUGUUGACGCGUUUUUUUUGUUUUGUUUUAAAUUGGCGGGCGGGGGGGGGGAUGGUUGCUGGGACAUUGUGUCGAUCAUGCUCCGACUACUGGCCAUCAUAGCCUGGAGGUCAAGAGACAGACUCCGACUACUGGCCAUCAUAGCCUGGAGGUCAAGAGACAGACUCCGACUACUGGCCAUCAUAGCCUGGAGGUCAAGAGACAGACUCCGACUACUGGCCAUCAUAGCCUGGAGGUCAAGAGACUCCAGGGGUUGACCGUUUGCUCUUCUGCACAAUUCUGUAAAAUGAUCCAAACUCAAAAGUGACAGCAUUUCAGGAAGACGUUUAGUGUAGAGCUAACCAUUUGAAUUGUAGCUAUUACAAAUAAUGUGACUGAAUAAAUGAACCACACCCCAAUCUAAAAGACUGAUGGUAGAAGAGAGAUGGUGAUGCUUAUUUUUUUGUUUGUUUGUUGGUGUUGCUUGUGGUGGCUUGCAGAACAAGGCCUGUAUCUGGCUAGCUCCGCGCUGAGCCUGCUCUGAGCCCAUUGCUAUCUGUUCCAGUUGCGAGUGCAAUCUGGAAAGAUGUUGCGGGAAGAAAACAUAUACAUAUACAUA